This is a messenger RNA of Oryza sativa Japonica Group (Japanese rice), 2205 nucleotides long. NCBI's taxonomy places the organism in Eukaryota, Viridiplantae, Streptophyta, Magnoliopsida, Poales, Poaceae. The record is from RefSeq and is a predicted model, not a curated record.
CUCCUCUUCGUCCUCCACCCGCCAGCCAGCCAGCGCCUCCUCCCCUCUCCUCCCCACGCAACCCGAUCCAUUCCCAAAUCCCUCCUCUCAUCAACUCGACUCUCGGUCGGCGUCACCGGCGUCGGAGGCGGAGGCGGAGGCGGCGGCCGCGUCGGCAAGGUAGUGCUGUGCUGGAUCGAGUCGAGCAGCUGGCUGCGCGCGCGGUUUGUGGCUCUCUGUGUGAGUCCGGCGCUGCUGCUUCAAUUCCUUCUUCCCCAGGGCACCUCCCGUGAGCCGCCAUCUCCCUCCCUCACCUACCUCUGGAUUCGCUCCAGAUCCGCCCAUGAGUAGGCCCCCACGCCCACCGCCUGCUCGCCAUCGCGCCUCCACUCCACCACACCAUGCCGAUCCCCACCACCUCUGACACUACUCCGCCCCUCCCCCUCUCUCAUUCCCAUGGAGGACCUCGCCCUGCCCGCCGCUCCUCCUGCCCCCACGCUUAGCUUCACGCUCUUAGCCGCCGCCGCCGCCGUCGCCGAGGCCAUGGAAGAGGCUCUGGGCGCCGCGCUGCCGCCCCUCACCGCCCCCGUCCCCGCCCCCGGAGACGACUCCGCCUGCGGGAGCCCGUGCUCCGUCGCCAGCGACUGCAGCAGCGUCGCCAGCGCCGACUUCGAGGGCUUCGCCGAGCUAGGCACUUCGCUCCUCGCGGGGCCCGCCGUCUUGUUCGACGACCUCACCGCCGCCUCCGUCGCCGUCGCGGAGGCUGCCGAGCCGAGGGCUGUGGGGGCCACUGCGAGGAGCGUGUUCGCCAUGGACUGCGUUCCGCUCUGGGGGCUGGAGUCCAUUUGCGGCCGCCGCCCGGAGAUGGAGGACGACUAUGCCGUGGUCCCGCGAUUUUUCGACCUUCCUCUGUGGAUGGUUGCCGGCGACGCGGCAGUCGACGGCCUCGACCGGGCCUCCUUCCGCCUUCCAGCCCAUUUCUUCGCCGUCUACGAUGGCCACGGUGGCGUUCAGGUUGCCAAUUACUGCAGGAAGAGGAUCCACGCCGUACUGACAGAGGAGCUGCGUAGAGCGGAGGACGACGCGUGUGGCUCUGACUUAUCUGGCCUUGAGUCCAAGAAGCUGUGGGAGAAGGCGUUCGUGGAUUGCUUCAGUCGUGUUGACGCUGAGGUGGGAGGAAAUGCUGCGUCUGGAGCACCGCCUGUUGCUCCAGACACCGUGGGGUCAACUGCUGUCGUCGCAGUCGUUUGCUCGUCACAUGUCAUCGUAGCCAACUGCGGUGACUCGCGUGCUGUUCUCUGCCGGGGCAAGCAGCCCCUGCCCCUGUCACUAGAUCAUAAACCAAAUAGGGAAGACGAGUACGCGAGGAUUGAGGCGCUGGGUGGCAAGGUUAUCCAAUGGAAUGGUUAUCGAGUUCUCGGUGUUCUUGCCAUGUCGCGAUCAAUCGGGGACAAAUACCUGAAGCCAUAUAUAAUCCCGGUCCCUGAGGUCACAGUUGUCGCUCGUGCAAAAGACGAUGAUUGCCUUAUUCUUGCAAGUGAUGGCCUUUGGGAUGUAAUGUCGAACGAAGAGGUCUGUGAUGCUGCUCGCAAGAGGAUAUUACUAUGGCACAAGAAGAAUGCGGCCACCGCAUCAACGUCAUCGGCCCAAAUAAGCGGUGAUUCUUCAGAUCCGGCUGCUCAAGCAGCUGCCGACUACUUGUCCAAGCUUGCCCUACAGAAGGGGAGCAAGGACAACAUCACUGUCGUUGUAAUUGACCUCAAGGCACAUAGGAAGUUCAAGAGCAAAGCAUGACAUUGCCUCCAUGAACAAUAACAAUAGUUUAUAGGAAGCUAGAAAUGUGGGAAAUCCAAGACAAUUUAUUUAGCUGCUGCACCGGUACAAUUUGUUUAGCUGCUGUUCAGUACUGGUGCUGCUGCAGCUGCAGCUGCUUCUUUGCCCUCGCCAUUUAUUUCUGCCGAGGGAUGUACUACUAGUAUACUGUAUUUUUCUACACGGUACAGACUCCCAAAUCUGAUUCAGGGUCGAGGACAUAAGGUGGAUCUGGGAAUUUUGGGGUCUCUCAAGACAAGACAGAAAACAUAACAAAAUCUGUAGAUGUAGGUAGGAGUCCUAGGACAGAUUGGGUUUCUGCCUCUGGCAUUAAUCGUUUUUGUUAACCGGUAAAGAUACUGCUACUUGCAAUUGCUGUUUCAUAUAUACUCCUAUAUCUUUCUUGUGCCUUCC